Ziziphus jujuba (common jujube) is the source of this 1130-nucleotide messenger RNA. RefSeq names its product two-component response regulator 24. Gene Ontology annotation, biological process: phosphorelay signal transduction system. NCBI's taxonomy places the organism in Eukaryota, Viridiplantae, Streptophyta, Magnoliopsida, Rosales, Rhamnaceae. Bases 476 to 967 code for a protein of 163 amino acids. The transcript has 2 exons. The record is from RefSeq and is a predicted model, not a curated record.
UCUAUCCAAAACUUUAUUACAAUUUUGUGCAUAUCGGUAAUCAAUCUUGUAGAAUUAAAUACUAGCCAAGCUAUGGUCCAAAUGGACGAUGCUUUCCAACUUACAGCUUUAUUUUACUUUUUCUAGUAAUGCGAUUUAGCAAAUAUUGUCAACCUUACCAUGACAGUUUGAGAGGAAUCAAUUCCAACAUUCAAAAUAUAUCUUCUUGUUCUUAAUAAAUCCAAUAUUCCUGCUAAAUUGAUCUUGAAUCAAUUGGUCAACUUUUUAUGCCUCUAUAAUUUUCCUUUUGUUUGAAAUUGUGCUCUGUAUCUUUUCACUCCCAACAAUAUAUAUAUAUAUAUAUAUAUAUCUGCUUGCUGAAAAUCUCUAUAUGCCAUAUAUUUAACCCUCUCCACCAAAAAAAGAUGCAAAAAAAUCACAGAGAGAUUUUCCUUUGAAUUUUCAUUCCAAUAUCCGUGUUUAACUAGUCUUAUCAAUGGCUGUUUUACAUCCAGUAGUCAAUCAAAUUUCUGAGUUUGACGUUGAUCAGCAGAAGCUGAAGAACACAAAGAUGGAAGACGAAGUACUUAAGAGUGGAGUUGCUUCAGGCAGAGUCCAAAAGAUGACAGCUCUAAUUGUUGACGACAACAGGGUCAACCAAACCAUUCAUCACAGACUCUUGCAAAACCUUGGCAUAGAAAACCAAGUUGUUGGAAAUGGCAAAGAAGCUAUUGAUGUUCACUGCUCUGGCAAGAAUUUCGACCUCAUUUUGAUGGAUCUGGAUAUGCCUGUCAUGAAUGGCAUUGAGGCAACAAGAAAACUGCGUGCAAUGGGGAUUCAAAGCACGAUUGCUGGAGUUUCAUCACGCUCUCUCACUGACAACAUUCAAGAAUUUAUAGAAGCUGGAUUAGAUGAUUUCCAAGAGAAGCCAUUAACCAUUGCCAAGCUUGUGUCGAUUCUCCGAAAGGUUCAGAACCAUAAUAAUUGAACUUGAAUAUGGAUUAUGGCAAAGAGGGAUUCUUUUUCCUCUGCUUUUGAACUUAUUUCAUUCUUUUUGUAAUGUGUAUAUAUAUAUAUAUAUAUAUAGAUGACCAAGGUUUAUAUAUAUAUAUGUAUAUAUAUAUAAUAUUUAUAUAUGUAUAGAUUAGAAA